CUAAGCAACGUUUUCAUUUCUGGCAAAUAAUUCCGGGCCUUACUCCAGAGGCUGGUUGCUUUUAUUAAACAAAAGGAGCGUUUGAUUAAAACAGCCACCAGAGUUUGUAUCAAUCGAACCGGAUAUUUAGCUCGGAAGGAUAUUGUUUGAGGUCAUGGAAACAGAGGAUCAAGCAAGGAAUCGUUUUCAGUCCGAGCUGGAGUUUGUGCAGUGUUUGGCCAACCCCAAUUACCUCAACUUUCUAGCACAGAGAGGUUACCUAAGAGAACGGACCUUCAUCAAUUAUCUCAAAUAUCUUCUCUACUGGAAGGAACCAGCAUAUUCCAAAUUCCUCAAGUACCCUCACUGCCUGCACCUGCUGGAACUGCUGCAGUAUGAGCACUUCCGGAAGGAGCUGGUGAACUCUCAGUGCACCAAGUUCAUCGACGAGCAGCAGCUGCUUCACUGGCAACACUACUCCCGCAAACGCACGCGACUGCAGCAGGCUCUCGCCGAGCAGCCACAACCACAGCAGCAGGCGCCACCGCAGAGGCUAGGGGGCGCUGCACCCAAGUCUUGAUGUUACACACGAGGAAAUUAAAGUGUUGGAGUUAGGGCUCUACUUUCUGUUUACUUGUUUUUUUUAUUCAGUGUAGGAUCCAUAUUUUUUUUUAACUUUCAUUAAACUGAAUCUGAGGCAAAUGAUGAAAGCAUUUUCUGAAAUGAAAUUAAAUAUGUUUGUUGGAAUACUACUGCCCUCAAGUGAGUCAGAAUGAAUUAUUUUUCCUCUGCAUGUAUUGAUGACUAGAAGUGUGUCUCAGUGGUUAGCUGUCAAUAUCAGCCCUUUGAUUGACUGGUGGUCUGUCCAUGGUAACCCUGACCAAAAAUGAACAUCGCCUGUUGUGAUGUUUUUGUUUCUUCAUUUUUUUGAUAGUAUUGAAGAUUUCUCAGAAUCAGAAUCAGAAUCAAAUUUAUUGCCAUGGUCAGUGGGGAGCCCACUGACUAGGAAAGUGCCUUGGAAUAAAGUGCAACAAAAAACAAAUAAAAUAAAAUAAAUAGAAUAACAUUACAACAAGGCUGUUCAUGAAUUUAACAGUCUGACGGCCGAGGGAAAGAAGCUGUUCCUGUGACGGGAGGUUCUGGUCUGGAUGGACCGUAGCCUCCUGCCAGAGGGAAGAGGAACAAACAGUCCAUGUCCAGGGUGAGAAGGGUCGGCUCUGAUCCGACCUGCACGUCUCUGGGUCCUAGAGGCAUACAGGUCCUGAAGAGGUGGCAGGCUGCAACCGAUCACCUUCUCAGCAGAACGUACGAUGCGCUGCAGUCUGCUCUUGUCCCUGGAGGUGGCACUGUUGUACCAGACAGUGAUAGAGGAGGUGAGGAUG
This is a messenger RNA of Synchiropus splendidus (mandarinfish), 1361 nucleotides long. It is a transcript of the gene med31, whose product is annotated as mediator complex subunit 31. Gene Ontology annotation, molecular function: transcription coregulator activity. The record is from RefSeq and is a predicted model, not a curated record. Gene Ontology annotation, cellular component: mediator complex; core mediator complex. The transcript has 4 exons. Bases 155 to 559 code for a protein of 134 amino acids. NCBI's taxonomy places the organism in Eukaryota, Metazoa, Chordata, Actinopteri, Syngnathiformes, Callionymidae. Gene Ontology annotation, biological process: regulation of transcription by RNA polymerase II.